Messenger RNA from Amoebophrya sp. A25, 1579 nucleotides. The record is from the annotation of a GenBank genome assembly. Lineage: Eukaryota; Dinophyceae; Syndiniales; Amoebophryaceae.
GUUGCGUAUUUGGUCGCGCUACAGCUACUACUACCAGAGGCUGCAUCAUCUGCGCCACGAGUUCUUGUCCUUGUGCACAGACAUCGAAAAAUGAAAUCAGAACAUGAAUUUGAGAUCCUACAUAACAUUGAGGAUAUGAUACCAGUGUACCUACGAGAGGUAAAGAUAAGCUCACUUGAUACGAACCAACAAGAUCACGAAGAAGCUAAGUUGUACCACCACUAGAAAAAUGGCUAGCUACUACAAAUUGUAAUUGUUUGGUGAAACGGAUCAGCCUGAACGAGUAAACGCAGAACCAAGUACAACAGCUUUGAUGAAGAAGAUCCGAAAAGACAGACAGAGACGACAUAAAAAAGUUAUCAUCCCUCUGUGUCCAGCUCCAGGUCAUAAUUUUUUACAGCUCCUAGAUGUAGAAUUUUCCUGUAAUAAACUUGAACCUAGAAGCAGCUCCCUAUCGUCUUCUUGCCGAUAUAUGUAAAUACAUUUCUUGACCACGAGGGCAUUGCUUCAAUUUUACUUGAAGAUAAUUUGUCUCUACGUACGUUUCGGCCAUCUUAUUCGUAAUUUGGAGUAAUAAGCAAGAAAAUGGUGGUUCCUGCGACAGCCUCGACCUCUGUGGGUCAUUCGGAUAUCAUCAGCGAGUAUGGUGGUGUGAUGCAGUCCCCAAACUUGGUUUACGAAGAUUUUCUGACGGUGAGCAAGGUGGACCACAGUCGGUUUGACAAGGUCGGCCGAAUCACCGCAGCAUCAGAGGAGGAGGACGCGACAAAGCUAGAAUAUGACGUCUACACGGAAAUCUUCCCCCUGCAGUCGGGAGACAAACUUCACGUGGUAAUGCUCAAGCAGCUCUCAGUUUCCGACAAACUCGUGCAUGCAUUCGACCACGACCCGCGAGUACUCGGAACGAGCAUAGCUGAUAAGUUCGGGUACUAUCAUCUACUUCUACUGAAAAUAAAUACAGAAUUUAAUGAUACAACAUCAGCCUCAGCGGACACGAAAAUUAUAAAACAGCUUCGUUUACGUUUCGUUUGAUAGAUUCUAAUCUAUCUUUUUCUGAUUCAGAUUGAUUCUUUUUGUUUCUUAGGUACGUCACUCACGGUGUCUGCUACGACCUCGCAAACGGAAAAGACGGACGAACAACCAUUCAUCUAUCAUUUGGUGGCUUGUUGAUGAGGCUUACUGCCCAAGAGCGAACGCUGAAAGGCAUCAGCAAGGACGAGCGAGUCUAUUUUCUGGUGCGAAAAGACAACUAAUUCUUGUCUUCAACAAGGGGUUCAUCUACAACUACUUAGACUUACGUGGUUCUUGAAAGGGUGGAUGCGGCUGUUCUUGACGUGGUGCGAUCUUGAUGAUGGCGGAGGUAGGGAUAAAUACUUAAGACGACAUUAUCAUUUUUUCCAAUUGCGGGACACGAACAACACCGCUGACGCGUUCAGAUGAACUGCUUUUCAGCAGCGCAAAUGACAUUGAUAUUCCCCCAGGCUCGGGUCAAAGUUAUCCCGAGAUAUUGCUUUACGAUUGCAUCAACAAUGUUUCGAAAUGUUAAGACGCAAUUAUCACCAUACCUGAUCCUUGCAAU